UUGUCCUCAAACUGUUCGCAAAUAAAGUUGGGAAGUUUCAAUUGCAAGAGUGACGUGAGCCAAUCGAUAUGCGCAUGCGUUACCCUGGAUAAAACACGUGAAGAAGCAUGGCAGACAAACCUGAGGAGUUGGCGCUGGACCGAGUACAGGUGAAGAAAGCAGUUCAAGCACUGCUGGCUUUCCUGAAGACUAAGUCUACCCCAGACUCUCUGCUCCUGGACGAGAGUCAACACCUAUCCCUCCUCUUUACACUAUGGAAAAUCCCCAAGCAGGCCCAGACCAUCCGCAUCCCCUUGCCUCAUGGCAUCCGGACCGACACAGAUGAGGUUUGUCUCUUCACCAGAGAUGAGCCCAACAUGACCCCUGACCAGACCCAAAGGUUCUACAAGAAACUGCUGGCUGAGAGAGGGGUCAAGAACGUCACAGAGGUGAUCCCUUACAAAACGCUGAAGACUGAGUACAAGCCCUUUGAGGCCAAAAGAAGGCUGCUGGGGAAUUUUGAUAUGUUCCUGUCAGACGACCGUGUUCGCCGCCUGCUGUCCUCACACAUUGGCAAGCACUUUUACGAGAGGAAAAAGGAGCCUUUGUCAGUAAACCUGCGGAGCAAGAAGCUGGCCUUAGAUAUCCAGCGAACCAUCCAGGGAACAACCAUCUCCAUUUCUAAGAAAGGCUGCUGCUGCAUGGCUCGUGUGGCCCACUCUGGGAUGGCUGCAGAUGAAAUAGCAGAGAAUAUUGACUCGGCUGUUAGCACCAUUGUGACCAAACUACGCGUGAAAGGACCAUUGAUAAAGAUCAUCCACCUGAAGAGCCAGUCAUCAGUAGCUCUGCCCAUCUACACUUCUAACAUGAACCACCUGACCCUCUUAGAGGAGACAAAGAAACAGGCCCACGCAGCCAAGGAUGCCAAGAGAACUGCAAGCAAACUGAAGUCUGCUAAGAAGGAACAGAAGUCUACAGAAAAAAACACAGGUGCUGAAGUAGAGGAAGAGAUUCCACAGCUUGUUCCCAUAGUACCGCCAAGCAAAAAAGCUAAACUGGAGAAGCAGACCAAGAAGGGACUUGAGAAGGCGCCUAACCCGACAGGGGGGAAGAAGGCGCCUAACCCGACAGGGGGGAAGAAGGCGCCUAACCCGACAGGGGGGAAGAAGGCGCCUAACCCGACAGGGGGGAAGAAGGCGCCUAACCCGACAGGGGGGAAGAAGGCGCCUAACCCGACAGGGGGGAAGAAGGCGCCUAACCCGACAGGGGGGAAGAAGGCUAUGAAAAGAAAAAGCAAAAGGACCAAGAAGGCUGCUUAAAGGAAAGUGCCUCAAUCUCAAUGACUUUUGUCUUGACAACUCAAUGAACAAAGCGUUCCUAUCCAUUAAUGUCUGUAUUACUCCCCCUUUCUCUACAUGGAACUCUGACUUCAUCACUGAUUAUAAAGGACUGGUUUCUAAAUGUAGAACUGUUAACAUUUCAGUUUGUUGAAUUGAUCCGAGGACAAACUCAAAUGAGCUGUUAUUGUCUGUCUGCCUCAAAGGGUUUUGUUUAAUAAUGUAAUGUGUAAACUCAACUUAUAAAUUUAAAAAACUA
Oncorhynchus gorbuscha (pink salmon) is the source of this 1575-nucleotide messenger RNA. RefSeq names its product ribosomal L1 domain containing 1 (gene rsl1d1). The record is from RefSeq and is a predicted model, not a curated record. NCBI's taxonomy places the organism in Eukaryota, Metazoa, Chordata, Actinopteri, Salmoniformes, Salmonidae. Bases 108 to 1298 code for a protein of 396 amino acids. The transcript has 9 exons. Gene Ontology annotation, cellular component: 90S preribosome.